Molecule: messenger RNA, 2172 nt
Organism: Cyclocybe aegerita
Lineage: Eukaryota; Fungi; Basidiomycota; Agaricomycetes; Agaricales; Hemipholiotaceae
Source: the annotation of a GenBank genome assembly
AUGGCUGAAUUUUUCCGUGGAAGCUAUAACAAUCAUAUUCAGAAUUCCACUUUCAACGUCCACACGACAACGCACAAUCACCAUCCAACCGAAGAAUCGCAAGGAUUCAAGAUCCUCAAGAAGGCAGUGGCUCCCAAUGCCUUCCAUGACUCGGAUGACCGCUUCGAUCCUCCAAAAUGCCACGAAAACACCAGGGUAGCCAUCGUUAACAAGAUCAUACAGUGGGUCAAGGGUGAAACAGAGACUGAUUCCUUCGUACUCUGGAUGUCCGGGCCCGCAGGUGCGGGAAAAACGGCCAUUGCACGCAAAAUUGCAGAGAUCUGCGAAGCUCAUGGCCUCCUGCUCGCAAGCUUCCUUUUCUUCCGCCCAGAUUCAAGACGAAAUACCAUCAAACCUCUAGUUGCCAAUAUCGCCUACUGCGCUUCACGUGUGGUCCCCGGUGUGCGACCAGCCAUCGAAGCCAUCAUCGACACGGAUCCCCACAUUUUUUCCUCGAGCUUGGAGACCCAGCUUCGAAAGCUCGUCUUCGAACCAUUGCGUCUCCUUUAUGAACGCGGUCAAUUUCCCCCUCCCCUGAUUGUCAUCGAUGGCCUCGACGAAUGCCUCGAUCAAGAUUCGCAAGACAAUGUCAUACAAGUUCUCUCGUCUUCCAUGCCCAAGUACCAACUUCCGCUCAAGUUCCUGAUUGUCAGUCGUCCAGAAACACACAUCAAGUUCUCAAUCAAGGUCUCUGGACAAAAAACCCGAAUAUCGCAUCUAGAACUCAACGACGACUUUUGUCCGGACGAUGAUAUUCGCCUCUUUCUCACUGAAAAGUUUGAGGAAAUACGGACAUGCCACCCAUUGGCACCUCGGAAUUCCUCCGUAUGGCCUAGCGAGGAACAGAUGGACACCUUGGUUUGCAAGGCCUCCGGCCAGUUCAUAUAUGCCUCGCUCCUCGUACGCUUUGUCAAUUUCGCCCGGGAUUCUCCAACGCGAAGUUUAGACAUCGUUCUUGAACUUCGACCGCCGGUCCAUCGCGACCUUCCUUUCGCAGAGCUCGAUGCUCUAUAUGCAUUCAUCCUGUCAGGAGCAGGGCCUGGUAUCGAUCAAAUUUUGAAGAUACUCGGAGUGCAUAUCGCCCUCGGCGUAGACAGGGAUCGGUUGGGCAAAAAUAAUAUCAGAGAAAUCAGGGUGAUAGAGGCUGUCUUGGGGUUGGAACCAGGUGACGUGCGGGUCGCUCUCAUUGGUCUGAGCUCGCUUCUGGACGUCAGAUACUCAAGGCUCCUUCACGGCGAUUAUCAAAUCGUCUUCCACCAUUCGUCAUUGCAGGAUUUCCUUUUUAACAGGCUGCGGGCGAAGGACUACUACAUCGACAUUCAGCCAAUGCACCAAGCUGUCGCCCAAUGGCCUCUACGAACCUUUACACUGGAAAACCUAUCUCAACCAGCUCAACACAUUGCCGGCUGUAUUGAGCUUGCGGGACACCUGAAGCAGUUGUCACAUUCUCAGCUUAUCGAGCUCCGUCGUGACCUUGAAGACUUUUCAUUCGGUCCCUAUCUCGAGAACAGCAUAGAAAUCGUUGCACACAAGAUCCGUAUGAACCCGACGAGCAUAGGCGAAAUGGUCCAGGCCUGCGCAUGCAUGUUUUUCGAUGGCCUGCAGGAAUUGAAACAAGCUGAACUCCAUCAGCAUCAUUCGGAGCAGUACCUCAGCUUUGUGGUCUCUCAGAUCGACGGACGCCGUUGUCCAGAGGCGUUCCAUCUCAUGAGCGCUGUCUGUGUGGACCCCUCUGCGGUAUGGCGAAAUUUAUGCGGGCGGCUCUUCGCGUUCGACGCUUGGGACGUCAGCUGGGACGUCAGGAAUCACCAGUUCCUGCGUUACCCAGACUCGAAGUACAAGGAUAUGCGAGCUAAAGCUGGACCACUGGCAAAACUGUACGGAGCCGCCGCCGAAAUGAACUCGGAGGUUUCGUUGCCGUCUCGACUCUCGCGGAUUCUGGGCGGCGAAGUCCAAACGAAUACCCUGGCUUUGGAGACGACGCACACUGGUUGGUUCUGUCAGACGAAAAUACAAACCCACACGGGCUCAAUCACGAUGGCGGUGGAUAUGCUCAUUGCUCCCGACGAUUCGCCAACCACGCCAGACAUUGCUGAUGUUGGAGGAACGAACAAUGUACAUAUGGACUCUUGA